UUGAUUGAAUCACUUCGACCUAGAAUGGGAAAACUCUUAUAAAUGAAAAUAUAAUAUAGAAAUUAAGAGUAAUCUCUGAAAAAUGUGUAAAACAUGAAAUAAAGUUAUAUAUUUUUAAUAUUCUCGAAUCCCAAAGUGUAUUAGAUUGUUCCUAGAAUACGUAGCAUCGAAGUGAAAAAAACCAUUUCAAGAAGGGACCAGUGCCUGUUUCCAUUUGCCAAAAAUGUCGGAAAAAUCAGAUCACAUAACAUUAACCCUUAAUGAGUCGGCCUCAUCGACAUCUUCAGGUACCCAGUCCGGAAGUCGCAACAAAAGUCUCAGACGGUCAUGGAAUCAAUUGCCACGAUGUCAACGAAAUCUAAUCAUUUUAAUUAUUGCGGCCAUGUGCAUAAGUUUUGUAUUUCUACUGCCAUCUGAUUUAGUAACAAAGAAUGCUGUGAACUUGGACACGAAUGGAUUACCUUUUACCGGGCAGACUGCUGUUAGGCGAAAUAAUUUAGGAGAGGGUCACAAUGACGACAGUGUUAAUAAAGUGAUUUCUUCUCAAGGCGAUUCCUCUGAUUUAGCGCACAAUUUGGCGGUCAACGACUCAUUCUAUAUGCUUAAAUCGAUAAUAACACAAUCAAUUGAUAUUUCAUUCACAGCAGAAUAUUUUACCAGCGCCAGCACCACAAAACAAGAACCACAACCGCAAUCAGAUAUUGAAAAUGUUGUCAAUAUUCCACAAACCCAAAGAGAACAACAACAAGAACAUUUAAAUAUCAAACCAAUAGAAACAGCACAGCUUGCCAGUAUACUUAAUAAUGAUGUAAACAAUGCAAAUAAUUUAAAUCCCAGACAUUCAAAUAAUCCUGACGAGGACCGUACGGCAAUAGAGGCUUCCCUACAAGAUCCCUCAACUUUGCCAACUUUGAAUGGUGUAACUAUUGAAGAAUUGGGUCGUAUUGAUUUGAAACAUUUGCCGCAAAAGCAACAUUUUCACGGUCCUAAUAAUGAACGCCAAGAAGCCGUCGUCAAUGCAUUCCGUCACUCAUGGGAGGGUUAUAAAAAAUAUGCAUGGGGUCACGACAACUUGAAACCUAUGUCGGAGUCAUCAUACGAUUGGUUUGGCUUGGGCUUAACGAUUAUCGAUUCAUUGGAUACCAUGUACAUUAUGGGCUUGGAAGAUGAAUUUGUGGAAGCUCGUAACUGGGUCAAUGAAUUUCUGAAUUUUGAUGUUAAUCGUGAUGUAAAUUUAUUCGAAGUAACAAUUCGCAUACUGGGAGGUUUGUUAUCUGCGUAUCAUUUAAGUGCUGACAAAGUUUUCCUAAAAAAAUCGAUUGAGUUAGGUAAUCGUUUGUUACCUUGCUUCCUAUCACCGUCAGGCAUACCAUACUCAGAUGUGAAUUUGGCAGCGUUAUCAGCUCAUGCCCCUAAAUGGUCACCCGAUAGUUCUACUAGUGAAGUAACAACAAUCCAAUUGGAAUUUAGAGAUUUAAGUCGUCUUACAAAUGUCACUCUCUAUGAAAGUGUUGCACAUCGAGUUAAUGAAAAGGUACAUGCUUUGGAAAAGAAUAACGGGUUGGUGCCAAUAUUCAUCAAUGCCAAUACUGGAACGUUUAGGAAUUAUGCCACCAUAUCGUUAGGGGCUAGAGGUGAUUCUUACUAUGAGUACUUGAUAAAACAGUGGAUUCAAACUGGUCACAAAGGAAAUGAUUUCUUGGUUUCCGAUUAUAUACAAGCAAUUGAUGGAGUAUUCUCACAACUACUAAAACGAACUCCAAAAGAAAAUCACGUCUACAUUGGCGAAUUAAUUAAUGGGAAAGAGUUUAAACAAAUGGAUCAUUUAACAUGUUAUUUACCUGGAACAUUGCUGUUGGGUCAUCAUUAUGGCAUGCCCGAUUCCCAUCUACUACUGGCGAAAGAUCUAUUGGAAACAUGCUAUCAAACAUAUAUGAAACAACCCACACAGUUGGCUCCAGAAAUUUCCUACUUCGCUUUGACCGAAAGUGAAGAACUUGAUAUAUAUGUUAAGCCAAAUGAUGCUCAUAAUCUUCUCAGACCAGAAUUUGUUGAAAGUUUGUAUUAUUUCUAUGCACUAACUGGAAAUCGUAGCUAUCAGGAUAUGGGUUGGACUAUAUUCCAAGCAUUUGAAAAAUAUGCUAAGGUAGCUCACGGUUAUUCAUCGAUUGGAAAUGUUAAGAAUAUAUUCAAUACACGUCUACGUGAUAUGAUGGAAAGUUUUUGGCUGGGCGAAACCUUAAAGUAUUUCUAUCUGCUUAGUAAUAAUCCCAAAGAAAUAGAUUUAGAAAAAUGGGUGUUUAAUACGGAGGCUCAUCCUCUGCCCGUUCGAGAAACUAAUUUAUAA
Molecule: messenger RNA, 2347 nt
Organism: Musca domestica (house fly)
Lineage: Eukaryota; Metazoa; Arthropoda; Insecta; Diptera; Muscidae
Product: endoplasmic reticulum mannosyl-oligosaccharide 1,2-alpha-mannosidase-like
Biological process (GO): carbohydrate metabolic process; N-glycan processing
Cellular component (GO): membrane; endoplasmic reticulum
Molecular function (GO): mannosyl-oligosaccharide 1,2-alpha-mannosidase activity; calcium ion binding
Source: RefSeq, a predicted model, not a curated record